AGAAUAAUUCAUACCAGUAAUAAAGAAAAUUGUCAGAGAAGGACGAUCUUUCAUCUAUCUUUGGGGCAUUUCAACAGGCACCUUGUGUUCGUUCAUUCCGUCAAAUCAACCGCCCUUCAUUCCUCUUUUUUCAUAUAAAACAGAUAUAACCUCCCUCAUACACGCAAACCUGAUCAAAAUAUUUUUCUUCUCAAAAAAAAUCCAACAUACACUAACUCAAAAAAAUGGAAAGUGAAAUGGUCUGUGAUGGAGAAAUCUCAAUAGGCCCAUUUGGAGGUCCCGGCGGUACAGCUUUUAGCUACAAAGCCAAACACGCCAUAAAGCAGAUCGUCAUCAUCAGCAACAACAAUUACAUCGAUUCAAUCUUGUUCAAGGGCGACGCCGCCGACAGCGCCACCACCUCCGACUACUCCAAAACGUUCGGCGGCGGAUUUAAGACCGGCACUCGAACCGACAAGAUUGAUAUCGAUUUCCCAUCGGAUUUUCUCACGGGCGUUAGCGGGACCUACGGCAGCCCUGGCCAAUUUUACAUAAAAUCUCUCAAGUUUUACACUAAGCUUACCGAAUACGGGCCUUUUGGUUACGCCACAGGAACCUCGUUUUCUUUCCACCCGAAAGGUAGCUUGAUUACUGGCUUUCAUGGGCGCGCAGAUGGAUGCAUUGACUCCAUUGGAUUCUAUUUCAAACCCCUUUCCUCCGUUUUUGUGCCCAUUCCUAAAAAGGAAAGCUCAGAGCUUAUCACGCUUCGUCUACAAAAUCUAAUCAACAAGGGCGUAUUGGUCCGAAGUCCAGGACCGUGGGGCGGGCUCGAGGGAAGGGAAUUUGAUGAUGGGGUUUUUGCUGAAAUAAAAAAAGUUCACGUGCAUGAGUGCGGUGACACAAAUGCGAUAUCUGCAGUCCAGUUUCUGUAUGUGAAGAAAGACGGCACUACUAUUUGGUCGCCCAUGCAUGGCUGUUUGGGCGGAGAUGUCGUGAAAAAAAUUGAGAUUGAUGUUGAUGGUGGCGAGUAUUUAGUUGGGAUUGAAGGUUUUCAUGGCCCGAUUGAAGGGAUUACUGGUGAUAUUAGCGUGAUGAGAUCGAUCACAUUUCAUACUAACAAGUUUAAGUACGGUCCAUUGGGAAGUGAGAUUGGCAAAUUCUUCACUUCUUCGAAAGGCUGUGACGGCAAGAUUGUCGGAUUUUUCGGGAAGAGUGGCGCUUAUUUAAGUGCUAUUGGGGGAAGUGAAAUGGUAUGUGAUGGAGAAAUCUCAAUAGGCCCAUUUGGAGGUCCCGGCGGCACAGCUUUUAGCUACAAAGCCAAACACGCCAUAAAGCAGAUCGUCGUCGUCUGCAGCAAAAACAAUGUCGAAUCAAUCAUGUUCAAGGGCGACAGCGGCUCCACCUCCGAGUACUCCAAAACAUUCGGCGGUGCAUUUAAUUCCGGAAUUCGAACAGAUAAGAUCAAUAUCGAUUUCCCACUCGAUUUCCUCACGGGCGUUAGCGGGACCUACGGCAGCCCUGGCCAAAUGUACAUGCAAUCCCUUAAAUUUCACACUAAGCUUACCGAAUACGGGCCUUUUGGUAACACCACAGGAACUUCAUUUUCUUUCCGCCCGAUAGGUAGCUUGAUUACCGGCUUUCAUGGGCGCGCAGGUGGAUGCAUUGACUGCAUUGGAUUCUAUUUCAAGCCCAUUUCCUCUGUUUUUGUGUCCAUUCCGAAAAAGGAGAGCUCGGAGCUUAUCCCGCUUCGUCUCCAAAAUCUAAUCAACAAGGGCGUAUUUGUCCGAAGUCCAGGACCGUGGGGCGGGAUCGAGGGGAGGGAAUUUGAUGAUGGGGUUUUUUCGGAAAUAAAAAAAGUUCACGUGCAUGAAUGUAUUCACACAAAUGCAAUAUCUGCAGUUCAGUUUCUCCUUGUUUAUAUUUAUUUGGGGUUUUAUAUGUUUUUGCAGAUUGAGAUUGAUGUCGACGGUGGCGAGUAUUUAGUCGGAAUCGAAGGUUUUCAUGGCCCGAUUGAAGGGAUUACGGGAGGUGUUAGUGUGAUGAGAUCGAUCACAUUUCAUACUAACAAGUUCAAAUACGGUCCAUCGGGAAAUGAGAUUGGCACAUUCUUCACUUCUUCGAAAGGCUGCGAUGGCAAGAUUGUCGGAUUUUUCGGAAAGAGUGGCGCUUAUUUGAGUGCUAUUGGGGUGCAUAAUAUGUAUCUUUGAAAGUGUUGGGGCUGUUUUCAAAUAUUUCAGGAGUUUUUUUGUAUGUUGAUGGAUAUUUUCCUUCCUUUUCUUAUUUGAUUUAAUUUCAGGAGUUCUUUUGGAUGUGA
Messenger RNA from Erythranthe guttata (spotted monkey flower), 2293 nucleotides. Lineage: Eukaryota; Viridiplantae; Streptophyta; Magnoliopsida; Lamiales; Phrymaceae. The record is from RefSeq and is a predicted model, not a curated record.